Molecule: messenger RNA, 2269 nt
Organism: Tarenaya hassleriana
Lineage: Eukaryota; Viridiplantae; Streptophyta; Magnoliopsida; Brassicales; Cleomaceae
Product: beta-galactosidase 6
Exons: 16
Coding region: 50-2185 (711 amino acids)
Biological process (GO): carbohydrate metabolic process
Cellular component (GO): cell wall; vacuole
Molecular function (GO): beta-galactosidase activity
Source: RefSeq, a predicted model, not a curated record
CGGGGCUCUGUUCCAUUCCUGUAACAGCAUCGAGAAUUGGCCGAAGAAAAUGGAGUCGGGUCGGGCCGGGCUCUUGUGGGCUAUCGGAGUGUUUCUGGUUCUCAUCGGCGGCGGCGGAGCUGCGGCGGCGGGGAGAGUAACGUACGACGGGAGGUCUCUGAUUAUCGACGGCCAGAGAAAGCUUCUCUUCUCCGGUUCCAUUCAUUAUCCUCGCAGCACUCCCCAGAUGUGGCCAUCAUUGAUAGCCAAGGCAAAGGCAGGAGGGAUCGACGUUAUCCAAACUUACGUUUUCUGGAAUCUACAUGAACCUAAACCGGGACAGUACGAUUUCAGAGGAAGAAAUGAUUUGGUGAAGUUCAUAAAACAAGUACAGUACCAAGGUCUGUAUGUUUGCCUACGGAUCGGACCGUUCAUAGAAGCCGAAUGGAAUUACGGUGGACUCCCGGUCUGGUUAAGAGACGUUCCCGGUAUUGUGUACCGGACCGACAACGAGCCCUUCAAGUUCUACAUGCGAAAUUUCACUACUAAGAUUGUAAAUUUGAUGAAAUCGGAGGGCUUAUACGCUUCUCAGGGAGGCCCAAUCAUACUUUCUCAGAUAGAGAAUGAGUACGGGAACGUGGAGGGAGCUUUCCCACAAGGAGGAGCGGCUUACGUCAGGUGGGCGGCCAAAAUGGCGGUCGGGCUUCAGACCGGAGUGCCUUGGAUCAUGUGCAAGCAGCCCGACGCCCCCGAUCCCGUUAUCAACACCUGCAAUGGGAUGAGAUGCGGAGAAACGUUCUCGGGGCCUAACUCGCCCGACAAGCCGAAGAUGUGGACCGAGAACUGGUCAUCCUUUUUCCAAGUUUUUGGAGGAGAGCCGUACAUAAGAUCAGCAGAAGACAUCGCCUUCCAUGUCGCCCUUUUCGUCGCGAAGAACGGUAGCUACAUCAACUACUACAUGUACCAUGGAGGAACAAACUUUGGAAGAAGCGCGUCGUCGUAUUUCAUAACAGGAUACUAUGAUCAGGCUCCUCUCGAUGAAUACGGUUUGGUAAGGCAGCCCAAAUACGGCCAUCUCAAGGAGCUUCACGCCGCCAUUAAGUCUUGCAUGAAGCCUCUUCUAAUGGGGAAGCAUACGCUUCUCUCUUUGGGCCCAUUACAACAGGCUUAUGUCUUUGGAGACGCUACAAGUGGAUGCGUCGCCUUCCUGGUGAACAACAAUGCCGCUAAUGUAGCUACCGUAACGUUCAGAAACAAGGCGUAUCGGUUGCGGCCCAAGUCUAUCGCCAUCUUGCAGAACUGCAGAACCGUGAUUUUUGAGACAGCAAAGGCUAACGUCCCCAAGAACACAAGGGUUACAACAAUGGUCAAGAGGUUUGAUGCUGCGGAGACAUGGACAACAGUUACAGAGACUGUUCCGGGAUUUUCAGACACAUCGUUUAGGGCAAAUUCUUUGUUGGAGCACACAAACUUGACUAAGGACACAACUGAUUACCUUUGGUAUACGAUCGGGUUUAAUCCGAAAUCGCCUUGCGUCAAGCCCGUACUUCACAUUGAAUCAUUGGGGCAUGUUGUUCAUGCAUUCGUCAACAAUGCACGGAAAGGAUCUGGACAUGGAAGCCGGGACAUCAAGGUAGUUAAAAUGGAUGUUCCAAUACAGUUAACAAGAGGACAGAACAACAUUUCCAUACUCAGCGCCAUGGUUGGCCUCCCGGACUCGGGAGCUUUCUUGGAGAAGAGGACGUUUGGGCUGAGGAAGGUGCAAAUGAUAUGUUCAGGGGUAAUAAAGUACGAUUUCAGCGGAUCGAAAUGGGGUUAUCAGGUGGGUUUGGUCGGGGAGAAGGUUGGGAUUUAUGACAGAACUAACGUUAUGAAUGUGAAGCCACUCAAGUGGAGCCCGAAGGGCGUUGUCCUCAAGAACCGCCCUCUCACUUGGUACCAGAGGUGGUUUGAAACACCGAAGGGAGACGAUCCAUUGGUAUUGAACGUGGGGACGAUGGGGAAAGGUGAAGUUUGGGUGAAUGGACAAAGCAUCGGACGGUAUUGGGUCUCUUUCCUCACUCGUGCCGGCCGGCCUUCUCAAUCCAUGUAUCAUAUUCCGAGAGGAUUUCUCAAAGAUUCGGGGAAUCUUUUGGUGGUAUUUGAAGAAGAAGGCGGAGAUCCUCUUGGGAUCUCUUUGAGCAGAGUUUCUGUUAAUUGGUCCUAAUCAAUCAGCACCUUGAUCUUUCUUUCUUUUAGGUCCAUUCAUUAAAAAAAAAACGCGGAAAUUGUUUAUUUAAUCUUUUUUAUG